CAACCAUUCUUUCAGCGGGAGAGAGACACAUAGAGAGCGCGCGCCUCCUUCAUUCCCAUGAAACCAGAGUCCUUUUCUCUUUCCACCUUCUCUCACCUUCCAUGGCACCCACCGGUUCGACCGACCCGGCUCAAGCAAUUUGGAUCCCCACCUCUAUCUUCAGCUAACGACCCGGUUCGCCCCUUCCACAAUGCUGAAGGGGAACUUCAAGCUCCUGGAUAAGAAGCGGGCCGUUCCUGAUCGUCUGGUCCGCUUUGAAGAGGGAUGGAAUCUAACCCUAAGCUUCGAGUCAGGGGAAGAGCUUGAAACCUUUCGAUCGAGUGAUUUCAGAUCGGUAGAAGCAGAAGAAGACGACGAUGAUGAUGAGGAUGGCAAUGAAGAACAAGAAGUGAGGAAGAAGGAAUGCAUAGUUGAUGAUGGCAAUACGAAUGUACGAUUGGAUGCGAAGGUAUGCAGAAGAAAAGAUGCGGAGAUUUCAAAGGCGAGUCAUUCUUCUUCUUCAGAUGAUGAAGGGAAAAGGGAACAAUUAGAACAUGAGCUUUCUCGGGAGGUUAUAAACUUGGAAGCGCUGCAAAGGCUUGCCAGUUCUGGUCUCCCUGAUGGAGGUGGUCUGCGUGCAAUGUCAUGGAAGCUUCUCUUGGGGUACUUGCCUGCUGCCCAAGAUUCAUGGGAAAGAGAGCUGGCUGAGAACAGAUCAAAAUAUGCUGCAUUAAAAGAAGAGCUUCUUUUGAAUCCUUCAGAACUCACAAGAAGGAAGGAUGAAGCUGUGGUUUCUAAACAGCAUGACAGGGAUGGUGAUGUAGAUGGACAGCUUAUGAGACAUGAGAUUUCUCAUGAAGAGCAUCCUCUGAGCCUUGUGAAGGCCAGUGUUUGGCAUCAGUAUUUCCAGGAUUCAGAGAUUGCACAGCAGAUUGAUCGUGAUUUGCAACGCACCCACCCAGAUAUGCGAUUCUUCUCAGCAGAUUCAUCCUUUGGCCAAAAACACCGGAAAGCAAUGAGAAACAUUCUUCUCCUAUUUGCCAAACUAAAUCCUGCAAUUCGUUACGUACAAGGAAUGAACGAGGUCUUAGCUCCUCUUUACUAUGUAUUUAGUACGGACCCUGAUGAGCAAAAUGCUUCAAAUGCAGAAGCAGAUAGCUUUGCCUGUUUUGUUCGUUUGCUAAGUGAUUCUGUAGAUCACUUCUGUGAACAAUUAGAUAAUAGCUCGGUUGGAAUCCUCUCUACUCUUGCACGUCUGGCAGAGCUACUUAAAGCCAAUGAUGAAGUGUUAUGGUGGCAUCUUGAGAUCUCCAACAAGGUGAAACCACAAUUCUAUGCAUUCAGGUGGAUUACUUUACUUUUAACACAGGAAUUCAAUCUCCAUGCCAUCAUGAGAAUAUGGGAUUCUCUUCUCAGCAAUCCUUUUGGGGUUCAGGAGAUGCUGCUACGGGUCUGUUGUGCAAUGCUACUAUGCGUAAGAAGCGAGCUGUUGAAAGGCGACUUUGCUGCAAAUCUGAAGCUUCUACAGCACUAUCCCCAUAUCAACAUAGAAUACCUCCUCCAAGUAGCACAGGAGCUGAGCCCACAGUCCAAUAGCAUUCAUUUAUCUCUAUGACUCGUACAUUGUGUAUGUGUUACAGGAAUUGGUCUUCUUGGACGAAAAGAGAAGCAGAAAAGAAAUGGCAACAGGAAAAAAUUGCAGCCACAUUUUUAAGUAUUUAUCCCUGAAUGUGAGUGAAUUCAGGUGCUUGAAGCCA
Molecule: messenger RNA, 1736 nt
Organism: Magnolia sinica
Lineage: Eukaryota; Viridiplantae; Streptophyta; Magnoliopsida; Magnoliales; Magnoliaceae
Exons: 9
Coding region: 191-1594 (467 amino acids)
Biological process (GO): intracellular protein transport; activation of GTPase activity
Molecular function (GO): GTPase activator activity
Source: RefSeq, a predicted model, not a curated record